CUUCUCAACCUUCGCCCUUUCUAUAAAACCUCUUUUCUCUCCUCUCUCAAUUCUCUCCGCCCCUUCCCCAGCCACCGCCCACGGCGGAACCACCACUCCUCCGUCGUAGAUCCACCGGCCGCAGCCCGGAUUUCCAGUUUUUCCCAAUAAUUCCGUCUCGCUAUCUCUAAUCUGCCUAUUGACAUUCCUCACGAAUUUUAAUUAAUCUCUCUGUUUCGUACUUUUCUGUAUUCAGACUGCGGUUUUAUUAUUUAUUUUCUCUUUUUUUUAGUGGAAAAAUGCGCAUUUUAGCCUUAUUUACGCACCAACUGUACUUGUGAUUCCUCAAGUUUUACCUUUUUUUCAUUUUAUUUUUUUAACCGUCUUUUUGGCAGUUUUUAUUUAAUUUAAUUUAACUUUCUAUUUUUUUUUUUAACUCUUUUGUUUUCUGGGGUGAACCGACAUUUCUGCCCUUUUAAGAAUCUUGCUGACGUGGCGUGCUGAAUUUCCUCUUUUCUUUAAUCGAAUAAAACGGACGGUCAGGAUGAGUUAUCAGGCGCGCAGAAUAUUGACGCCUGGGGCGUCACGGAAGCGGAAAGAGAGGGAGGUGUUUUAUCCUUCCACGUCAUCAAAAUCUUUACCUCCUCCAACGGCCGUUAGUCGAGGCGUUAGUGGGGCAUAUCCAGCAACGACGUCGUCAAGGGCAGCCGAGCAGCAGCAGCCGCCGCCUCUCUCAUCUAACCGGCUUUUAGCCGGGUAUAUGGCAUACGAAUUUUUGAGCAAGGGAACGUUGUUUGGACAGAAGUUUGACCCGGCUCGAGCCGAGGCCGUGCCGGUGAACUCAGCGGAUUCUAAGAGGAACAGGCAGAGUCAGAGCCAGGUGCAGCCGAGUGCGGAAGCAGAGCCGAGUAUGAAGUCGAAGCCGCAGAGCUAUGCUGAGGUGGCAAACUUACUGAAGAGCGAUGGAGCGCACAUACCUGGAGUAGUCAACCCCACCCAAUUGGCCAGGUGGAUUCAGAUGUAACUUGGGUAACGUGGAGGAACAUGAUUGGCUAGGGUUUGGAUGUCCCACGUCACGAGACUUGUGUGCGUCCUUAGCUUAUAGAAUUCUCCUCCCUCCCUCCCCAGUUCUCUCAGGUGAUGUGUAUAGCUCAUCUCUCUCUCUCUCUAAACAUCAAAACAGCUCCAAAUUCCAUUUCCUGUUCUUCUCUUAAUCCUUGCUUCAUGAAUGGAAAAUGAAGUGUUCUCUUUUUUGUUUGAAUCCUGAGACAAAUUAUACUUUUAUUUUA
Molecule: messenger RNA, 1268 nt
Organism: Sesamum indicum (sesame)
Lineage: Eukaryota; Viridiplantae; Streptophyta; Magnoliopsida; Lamiales; Pedaliaceae
Gene: EDA6
Product: embryo sac development arrest 6
Source: RefSeq, a predicted model, not a curated record